This is a messenger RNA of Phaethon lepturus (White-tailed tropicbird), 555 nucleotides long. RefSeq names its product methionine sulfoxide reductase B2 (gene MSRB2). The transcript is spliced from 6 exons. NCBI's taxonomy places the organism in Eukaryota, Metazoa, Chordata, Aves, Phaethontiformes, Phaethontidae. Gene Ontology annotation, molecular function: peptide-methionine (R)-S-oxide reductase activity. The record is from RefSeq and is a predicted model, not a curated record. Bases 1 to 555 code for a protein of 184 amino acids. Gene Ontology annotation, cellular component: cytoplasm. Gene Ontology annotation, biological process: response to oxidative stress; protein repair.
AUGACGGCUCAUCUGCUCCGGAGGAUGCUUGGGAGCCACGUCCUCCUCUUCCGCCUCCGUUCCCUGCUGCGGAGCUCCAGCAGUGGCACAGACACAGGCUUUCUGAUGAAACAAGCUGAAGCAAGUGUUGCUACAGAUUGGAAAAAAAACCCGACUCCAGAACAAUUCUAUGUUACAAGAGAAAAAGGAACUGAACCACCAUUUAGUGAGAUCUAUCUGAAUAACACAGAAUCGGGAAUAUACUACUGCAUGUGCUGCAAUGCCCCACUCACUAGUUCCUUCAAAAAGUACAAUUCUGGGACUGGGUGGCUAUCGUUUUCUGAGGCUUAUGGUACUUGUGGCAGAGAUGAAAGUAACACCAAUGUCAUGAGACAAACAGAUAACUCAUUGGGAUCAACUAGAACUGAAGUCACCUGCAAACAGUGUGAUGCCCAUCUAGGUCAUGUGUUUGAUGACGGCCCCACACCUUCUGGGCAGAGGUUCUGUAUCAACAGUGUUUCAUUACAAGGCAAAAGCCCAGAUAGAACUCAAUCUGCCCACGGUUGUAAAGGAUAA